AUUCGCGGCCCUGAAAAGACAUCUAAUGUUACGAUUACUCCGAUGCGCGUGACUGCUGUACGCGGAAGUGAAGGGCCGUUGUAAACAUUGACGAUUGUGUAAACACUGGCCGCUUGAUUAUUUGUUUGGAAGUAGGAGAACUCCGCGCUUUUGGCACCCUGUGACGGCAAGAGCCCAUCAUCUGUCGGAAAGACGAAAAUGUGGCUCAAGUAUCUGCUUACCUGCGUCACUGUGUGGAGCGUCCAGUUCGGCAACCACGGAGCUUUUGCCAAAUCGUCCCGCAGACCAAACAUCGUCCUCAUCCUCACCGACGACCUCGACAUCGCCAUGGGGGGCUUGACUUCCUUAAACAAGACCAAAAAACUCAUCGGCGACGCAGGAAUCUCCUUCACCAACGCGUUCGUGGCCAGUCCGCUGUGCUGCCCCAGCCGAGCCAGCAUCCUGACGGGCAAAUACCCGCACAACCACCGCGUCACCAACAACACGCUGGAGGGGAACUGCAGCAGCGCGGCCUGGCAGAAGAGCGAGGAGGCGCGCGCGUUCCCCGCCCUGCUUAAGAACCUCGCCGGCUACCAGACCUUUUUUGCCGGAAAAUACCUCAACCAGUACGGGCACGCGGAAGCCGGCGGGAUCGAGCACGUUCCUCUCGGCUGGAGCUACUGGGUCGGAUUGGAGAAAAAUUCAAAGUACUACAACUACACUCUAUCUGUUAACGGAAAGGCUCAGAAGCACGGAGACGACUACAGCAAAGAUUACCUCACGGAUGUGCUGGCCAACGCGUCCUUGAAGUUCCUGCAGUCCAAAUCCAGCUACGCGCCCUUCUUCAUGAUGGUGUCCACGCCGGCCCCCCACUCCCCGUGGACGGCCGCCCCUCAGUACCGGGACCGCUUCAACGGCACCCGGGCGCCCCGGGAUCCCAACUUCAACAUUCACGGCAAGGACAAACACUGGCUGAUCCGGCAGGCCAAGACGCCCAUGAGCAACUCGUCCGUGCGCUUUCUGGACGCCGCCUUCGUGAAACGGUGGCGGACGUUGCUGUCGGUGGACGACCUAGUGGAGAAGAUAGUGAGCGCCUUGCGAGCCAGGGGUGAACUGAAUGACACGUACAUCUUCUUUACCUCUGAUAACGGAUACCACACGGGUCAGUUCUCUCUUCCUCUGGACAAGCGGCAGCUGUACGAGUUUGAUAUCCGCGUUCCUCUCAUGGUGCGAGGACCCAACGUCAAAGCCGGACAGAUCAGCCAGUUCCUGGUGGCCAACGUGGACCUCGGCCCGACCUUCCUGGACGUGGCGGGAAUCGACGUGAACAAGACGCAGAUGGACGGCACCUCCUUCCUGCCCGUUCUGAACGGGCAAGUCAACGGCAGCUCUUGGAGGAGCGACAUCUUGGUGGAAUACGAAGGAGAAGGCAGCGAUAUUUCCGACCCCGCCUGUCCCCUGCUCGGGCCCGGAGUGUCGGAGUGCUUCCCAGAUUGCGUGUGCGAGGACUCGUACAACAACACGUACGCGUGCGUGCGUACGGUGGCGCCCGCGGCCAACCUGCAGUACUGCGAGUUCGACGACACCGAGGUGUUCGUGGAGGUGUACAACCUGACGGCGGACCCGUUCCAGCUCGACAACAUCGCCAAGACCAUCGACCAGGAAGUUUUGGAGAAGAUGAACCAUCGGCUGAUGAUGUUGCAGUCGUGCGCCGGGCAAACGUGCCGCACGGCCGGCGUUUACGAUGCGGGUUUCAAAUUUGAACCGCGGCAGAUGUUUAACGGGCGCGACUGGAAGUUCGGAAGACUCCGACAAAAGAUGAAGUGAAAAUGACUUCUUUUUGAGGAUGAAGGAAGGGAUUGUUGCCGCCUGCCCGCCCGCCGGCUAAAAGAGAAGCCCGAUCGGCAUGGCUCGUGGGUUCUAAUUGUGCUUUCUUUGUUGUGACGGGAGGAAAAAGAACAACAGAAAAUGUCUUACACGCAGUCUAUGUGCACAUUGAAAAAAUCAUAUACACGUGCACAGUUUAGUUGUUCUAAAAUGAAAGGUCAAUUUCCCCUUAUUAAGAGAGCAUUGAGUGUGUUGCUCGAUAAAAUUGUGAACGCAAUUAACUCUUUCGGUCCCAUUGACGAUAAUAGACGUGUAAUCAUGUGACGUCCAAUUAAGUCCUUGUGCUGGCUGUGAAAUCAAAUGAGUUUGUCACUAGUAGACGUCAUUUGCUUGGAUUGAAUGUCUAUUGCCGUCAAUGAGUUGGGAAUCGUUUUGCUACUGAGUUGGAUUCUGGAUGACUGACUGGAUUUCAUUUAGUCGAUAGCUUCUCAAACCUUUGGGGUCCACUCGUGACGUUUUCAAAAAUGACUGCUGAAUAACACCAUUCAAAAUGUUUGCUUCAUUUAUAUGUUGACAGUUUCAAAAUGAUUCAUUUGUGGACCCUGGUUUGAAAAGCAAAACUGUGAAAACGCUGCUGUCUGACUGAUUGUUCUUUUCACCCAACUGAUUCUUUUGGUUUUCCUGGAAUGUUUUAUGUCGAUCUUACGCACUUUGUCUCGUCUGUGUUCGGACGGCCACCUUUUUGUGCAAAAUAAAUCUAUUUACUCUAUGGUGCGGAC
Molecule: messenger RNA, 2585 nt
Organism: Corythoichthys intestinalis (scribbled pipefish)
Lineage: Eukaryota; Metazoa; Chordata; Actinopteri; Syngnathiformes; Syngnathidae
Gene: gnsa
Product: glucosamine (N-acetyl)-6-sulfatase a
Exons: 14
Coding region: 199-1806 (535 amino acids)
Biological process (GO): glycosaminoglycan metabolic process
Molecular function (GO): N-acetylglucosamine-6-sulfatase activity; glycosaminoglycan binding
Source: RefSeq, a predicted model, not a curated record